GUGCGGGACAAAGAAGGUCAACCAAUUGAGGUGGGCGACACUCUUGAGACUAACUUCAGAGGGGGGAAACGUACGGGCAAAGUUGAAGCCGUAAUCGAAAACCAGCAUGACGUGAAAGAGCGAGACGACAUGUUGAAUGUGGAUGUCAAGAACCCGCCGAAGGUCGUCUAUACAAACCAGCACGGACACCAGGUCUCACACAACCCCGGAACGUUGUCCCAUGUUAAGGAGGAAGAGAAGGCAACGACGUAG
Dichomitus squalens LYAD-421 SS1 is the source of this 252-nucleotide messenger RNA. RefSeq lists its product as uncharacterized. The record is from RefSeq and is a predicted model, not a curated record. The annotation marks the transcript as partial. The transcript is spliced from 3 exons. NCBI's taxonomy places the organism in Eukaryota, Fungi, Basidiomycota, Agaricomycetes, Polyporales, Polyporaceae.